UAUAUAUUAAAGGAGACAAAAAUGCUGAUAGGAAAGUACACAUAUACUGAUUGUGAGUAAUAUAGACGAAAUACGAAACGAUGCAAGAGAUUGUACUGCGCAAACGCGUCAAUUCUUUUGACAGCGACCGCUUGUAUAUUUAAAGAGGUUUCGCCAUUAUUAAAUGUCAGUAAUAAACGGAAUUUGUUACACGAUGGUAAGCUUUCUUAUCGGUACUACCAUCAUCACUGCUGCUACGUGCAUAUUAUAAAACCUUUAAGGGGAAAACGCGUGGUGGUAUUGUGAAAAAGAAUAAAAUAAAAAAGAAAGCCCAAAAAAAAGACAACAAAUAACUGAAAGUUAUGCUACUUAAAAUCAAACAAUUUCAACUGCAUAAGCAUCGACGAAUCAAGAUCCACGCUACUAGCGUUAAUAAAUUUAAAUAACGAUCUAUUUUCAGAGUCACAAGGCUGUUAUAAGGUUUAUAAAAAAGGUAUUAAUAAGAUAGUAGAUGUGCAUGGAAGUGUCAUCUCUUGCAUCUUACUUCUUAGUUAUUUUAAUAUUACUUCAUAUAUAUUUUUUUGUCUUGAUUUAUUAUUACAUACUUAAAACUUGAUCCCAGAAUAAAUAUAAGUUCUGACAAUCGAGUUAAGAAGAAUAAACGUAAGAGGAAAUAGUAUCUGGUCUGCAAACAUUCAUUAUUUUAUUUAAAAUCUUAUAUACUUUUCCUGAGGUUCAUCUCCUUUAAAAGAUUAUUCAUUUAACAAAUGCAUAUUCUGCGAAAAUUAUUCGGCAGGUAUCUUCUUAUUACAAAUACUGUUAGCUGUGGUUUGAUGAUGGCAGCUGGAGAUUUGAUACAACAACGUAGAGAACAUUGGAAAAGAUAUCGUUAUGAAAAUUAUUUUUCAACUGGUGGUACUGCUCGCGUUAUUGCAGCAUCCCCAGAGGAAGAUGCAACAUUAGAAGAAGAGGAAAAUAAGGCUAUGGAUGUUGCUACCUUAUACGAACAUAAUUAUGUUCGAACGAGAAACAUGACAUUAGUAGGUCUGAUUCAAGGACCCUUUCAUCAUUGUUUCUAUGGUCUACUUGAAAAAAUAGCACCUGGAAAAAAUGCCAAAUCCAUUAUAAAAAAGACUUGUCUAGAUCAAUUAAUCGCUAGUCCUGCGUGUCUUAUUAUAUUUUUCGGUGGUCUUGGUCUAAUGGAACGUGACAAAGUUGAAGAAGCUUAUAGAGAAAUUAAAGUGAAGUUGAUAGAAGCUUGGAAAGUUGACUGCUGUUUCUGGCCACCGGCUCAAUGUGUUAACUUUAUAUUCGUUCCUUUACAAUAUAGAGUACUUUACAUAAACGUUAUGACUAUGUUGUACGACGUUUUUCUAUCGUACAUUAAAUACGAUGCUCACAAUGAUUGACGAGAAACUUGUAUAGUAUUAUAAAUAUAAAUAUAAAUAUAGUUAGAUAUUUACAUACUAAUAUGUAUAUAUAUAUAUAAAUAAUGUA
Molecule: messenger RNA, 1476 nt
Organism: Polistes dominula (European paper wasp)
Lineage: Eukaryota; Metazoa; Arthropoda; Insecta; Hymenoptera; Vespidae
Product: mpv17-like protein 2
Biological process (GO): mitochondrial ribosome assembly
Cellular component (GO): membrane; cytoplasm; mitochondrion
Source: RefSeq, a predicted model, not a curated record